Messenger RNA from Vittaforma corneae ATCC 50505, 519 nucleotides. RefSeq lists its product as uncharacterized. The record is from RefSeq and is a predicted model, not a curated record. NCBI's taxonomy places the organism in Eukaryota, Fungi, Microsporidia, Nosematidae. The transcript has a single exon.
UUGUAUUACCCACUACUCAUAUCUCCUCAUAUUCCCUUCCAUUUCUUACCUUCCUUAUUAGCCUUAUUUUAUUAUUACUUACCUAUCCUACUUACUUACUCAAUUAAUUCACUCAUCUUAUUUUAUUAUUACACCUACCUUACUAUUUCUUAUUCCACUAUACUUAUUACCUACCCUACUUACCUUAUUUAUUCUCUGUCUUUCCAUAUCACUCUUACCUUCUUAUUACUUCCUUACCUUAUUAUCUCUCUUAUUACCUAUAUUACUACCCUUAUUAUCUCUCUUAUCAUCUAUAUUCCCUUAUCAUCUCUCAUAUCACCUAUAUUCCCUUAUCAUUACUUAGUUCCUCUCUUAUUACUUUCUUACCUUCUUACUACUCUACCUAUAUUACCCUCUUAUCACUUCCUUACCCUUACUUACUUAUUAUCUCUCACUUUACUCUUUUUCCUUAUUCUCCCUACUUAUCUAUUAUACUACUUAGUUAUACUCGUCUUAUUACUUAGUUUAUUUCUUAACUAG